Capsella rubella is the source of this 1380-nucleotide messenger RNA. Its product is annotated as MLO-like protein 9. Lineage: Eukaryota; Viridiplantae; Streptophyta; Magnoliopsida; Brassicales; Brassicaceae. The transcript is spliced from 15 exons. The coding region runs from base 1 to 1380 and encodes 459 amino acids. Gene Ontology annotation, cellular component: membrane. The record is from RefSeq and is a predicted model, not a curated record. Gene Ontology annotation, biological process: defense response.
AUGGCUGGAGGAGGUGGUGGUGGAGGAGGUGAAGGUCCAAGACAACUAGAUCAGACCCCGACUUGGGCCGUUUCUACAGUUUGUGGUGUGAUCAUCUUGAUCUCCAUUAUUUUGGAACUCAUAAUUCACAAAGUGGGCGAGGUAUUCGAACGAAGGAAGAAGAAAGCUUUGUUUGAAGCUCUUGAGAAGAUAAAAAAUGAGCUUAUGGUAUUGGGAUUUAUUUCUCUGCUUCUAACGUUUGGUCAAAACUACAUUGCGAGCAUAUGUGUUCCAUCAAGCUACGGCCAUGCCAUGUCAUUUUGUGGUCCAUAUGAUGGACCUAGUGAUGAUAAUGAUAAAAAGCUCAAAAAAACGGAUCACGCAAUGCGUAUUCUCUCCGUUCAACGUCGUUCUUUGGCCGAUGCUCCACCAGUGAAUUGCAAGAAAGGAUAUGUCGCGCUUAUAUCGCUAAAUGCAUUACAUCAAGUGCAUAUAUUCAUAUUCUUCUUGGCCGUGUUUCAUGUGAUAUAUAGUGCUAUAACCAUGAUGCUUGGAAGGGCAAAGAUUCGUGGUUGGAAAGUAUGGGAGCAAGAGAUCAUCCAUGAACAAGAAAUGAUGAAUGAUCCAUCAAGAUUUAGACUCACACAUGAGACAUCAUUUGUCCGAGAACAUGUCAAUUCUUGGGCUAGCAAUAAAUUCUUUUUCUACGUUAUGUGUUUCUUCCGUCAAAUACUUAGAUCAGUGAGAAAGUCUGAUUACUUGACAAUGCGACAUGGAUUCAUAAGUGUUCAUCUGGCACCUGGUAUGAAGUUUGACUUUCAAAAGUACAUCAAAAGAUCGUUAGAAGACGACUUCAAGGUGGUUGUAGGAAUAAGACCCGAGCUAUGGGCCUUUGUAAUGUUCUUCUUACUCUUCGAUGUUCACGGAUGGUAUAUCACUGCUGUAAUCACCAUGAUUCCUCCUCUAUUAACACUAGCCAUAGGAACAAAGCUUCAAGCCAUUAUAUCGUACAUGGCACUAGAGAUUCAAGAGAGACAUGCAGUAAUUCAAGGGAUGCCAGUAGUUAAUGUCUCCGACCAACAUUUUUGGUUUGGCAAACCAGCUUUAGUCCUUCAUAUGAUCCACUUUGUUCUGUUUCAGAAUGCUUUUGAGAUUACUUACUUCAUUUGGAUUUGGUACGAGUUUGGGUUAAGGUCAUGUUUUCAUCACCAUUUUGGCCUUAUCAUCAUCCGUGUGUGUCUAGGGGUGGGAGUGCAAUUUCUAUGCAGCUAUAUCACAUUGCCUCUUUAUGCCCUUGUCACUCAAAUGGGAACUAUAAUGAAGCGAUCAGUAUUUGAUGAACAAACAUCAAAAGCAUUAGAACAAUGGCAUAAGAAGGCGAGGAAAAAGAAUGAAAAGUGA